AUGGAUCGCUCAUCGUUGCUUCCGCAGACCGCAGCCAGACCGCGAACAGCAUUCGCAUACGUUCCGCUAGCGCUGACCUUGGGGUUAUUCACCUUCCUUUUCUUCUCGCGCCUCGCUUACGAAUCUCGCGACGCCGGUUCGUCGGUGGACGGUCGCGAUGAGGACGGGUUGAGCUGCGGGUUUCUGCCGAAGCUCUUUUCGCUCGUGUCCAAUGAGAGCCUCGCGUUGCACCUUCGGGAGCUCACCGCCAAGCCGCACAUCGCGGGCACCCCCGAAAACUUCGAAACUGCCCGUUACGUCAAGGAGAAAUUCGAGUCGUACGGCCUGCGAGCGCACUACGCGGACUAUCCCGUGCUGCUCUCCUACCCGCUGCGCCAGUCGCUCCGCCUCGUGCGCCCCGUCGUGCACAACUUCUCGCUGCGCGAGGAGCCCGUCCACGGCGAUCCGUUUAGCGCCUCGCGCGCCGCCACCGAUCCUUUUAACGCGUAUUCCGGUAGCGGGAGGGUCGGCGGGAAGGCCAGCGGGAGGGUGAGCGGAAAGGGGGCGGGAGAGGAGGAGGCGGAGGGGGAAGGAGCGGGAGAGGCGGAAGGAGCAGCGGUGGUGUAUGCGAAUUAUGGGCGCAUGGAAGAUUUUGAAGAGCUGGUGGCGGCGAUUGGGGAGGAGCAGGUGAAAGGCGCAGUGGCGCUGAUUCGUUAUGGAAAGACUUUUAGAGGGGAUAAGGGUGACCCAGCCACGCCUGGCUGGCCGUCCCACCCUGGCGGAGAGAGAUUAAGCGAUGAGGAAACAGCCAAGCGCCUGCCGCGCAUCCCGGUGCUGCCAGUGGGGUAUUCGGUGGCGGGGAGCAUCAUGGCGCACAUGGGGGGGAGGGCAGUGCCGGAGGAGUGGCGUGGCGGCAUGGAUGGCGUGGAGUAUGUGUUUGGGCCGGGGCCUGCUGCUGUUGACAUGGAAGUGCAGAUGAACGCCACUGUGACCAAUGGUAGGAUCAUUUGCUCUCAUCCGCAACGUUUAUUGUUGAGUAUUUUCACGAGUGUCUCCUCUCUCAUCCUCCACACACCUGCAUUUGUCUGCCUGCCCGCCCUGCCUAUUUCCUGCCCUGAUCCGCAGAUGAACGCCACAGUCACCACCAUUCGCAACGUCAUUGGCGUGCUGCCAGGCUCCCACCAGCCCGACAGGUGGCGCGUGCGUUUGGCCACAUGGCAGCACAUGGUUGGCCGCCUCGCCGCUCGCUUGUGUUUGCCAGCUGGGAUGCCGAGGAGUACGGAUCUAGGGUCAACCGAAUGGGUAGAGGACAACGUGCCAGUGCUAGCAACAGCAGCCAUGGCGUACAUCAACGUGGACGUGGCUUUGGGAUCAACGGAGUGGGCAGAGGACAAUGCACCAGUGCUAGCAACAGCAGCCAUGGCGUACAUCAACGUGGACGUGGCUGUGUGGGGGGGAGGGAGAGUGCUUCAAUACAAGUGCCAUUUCUUUCCCCAUGCCCAUGCCCUUCCCUAUGUUCGCCUCACACUACAGUUGGGAUCGACAGAGUGGGCAGAGGACAAUGCACCGGUCCUAGCAACAGCAGCCAUGGCGUACAUCAACGUGGACGUGGCUGUGGGGGGAGGGGGCUUCCAUGCCUCCUCCACCCCGCAGCUUGAUGACCUCAUCCGUGACGUCAGCAGCCAGGUAGGCAUGCUGAUGUCAGCAGCCACGUGCGCUGAUGACAUUGAGACAUGUGGUGGACUGGCCGAGAACCUGUGGCCAGUCCUGACGGUCCAGCUGGCGAGUCGAUAUUGGAGGGGUGGGCGGCUGAGCACAACACGUCAGAGCCUGAGGUGA
This is a messenger RNA of Closterium sp. Naga37s-1, 1818 nucleotides long. Lineage: Eukaryota; Viridiplantae; Streptophyta; Zygnematophyceae; Desmidiales; Closteriaceae. The record is from the annotation of a GenBank genome assembly.